AUGGCCUGGCCAAGGUCUUUCGUUCUUUUGAUCGCCGUCACUGGUGUUCAGGCAGGUCCUUGCAAGCCUCGCUCUACCUAUCCAGUACCUCAGUCACUCUCUUCCAAAACCACCACUGUCGCUUCUUCACUGCCUUGUUAUGGACCCAACUGUAUUCCUUGCUAUGGUCCAGACUGUAGCUCUACCACAUUCCUUUCUGCAAACACCAAAGCUACUUCUGUUCCUUGCUACGGACCGGAUUGCAGCACCACUCUCGUUUCUUCAGCUACUAUACCAUGCUAUGGUCCGAACUGCAUAGAGUGCUAUGGCCCUGGAUGUAGUUCUACGGCUCGUGUUUCUGCCAACACUAUGACUAUCUCUGUACCGUGCAAUGGCAUCAACUGUAUUCCAUGCCGCGGUCUAGGCUGUCCUUCUACUACUUUACUUUCUGCAAGCACUAGAACCACGUCUAUGCCAUGUUACGGACCAGACUGCAGCUCUACCACACUCGUUUCUGUCAACACAAAGACUACAUCAGUACCAUGCAAUGGUCCCAACUGUAUUCCAUGCUAUGGCCCUGACUGUUCGUCUACCACACUCGCUACAGGUACCAAGACUACCUCUAUUGCCUGCAACGGACCAGACUGCAGCACCGGAACUGGUUCUACCACCCUCACUUUAACAAACACAAAGACUGCUACCCUGCCAUGUUAUGGACCAGACUGUAGCUCUACCACUCUCGUUUCCGCAAACACCAUAACUACCUCUACAUCUUGCAACAGCCCCAGCUGCAUACCAUGCUACGGCCCAGACUGUAACACUGGCUCUACGUCUACUACAAUCGCUACAGGCACCAAGGUCACUUAUAUUACUUGUUACGGACCAGAGUGCAAUACUGGCUCUACCGCUCUCACUUCUACAAACAGCAAGACCACUUCUGUACCUUGCAACGGUCCCAACUGCAUACCCUGCUAUGGACCGGACUGCAGCACCACUCUUUCACAAACCACCACUGUCUCUACCGGAACAGAAAAGACCUCAAAUACAGCUUCUUCAGGCACCACGACCGUACCCUCUGGCUCUACUACAUCUUCUAUGUCUACCUCUGGUUCACAAACAGCUGUGACAAACAGCCAAUCUACAACCAACACAGAUAACAAGGGCAGCUCUACCACAACAGGCACCGUUUCAAUACAAACCGGUUCUUCCAGCACAACCCAACAGACCUCUACUGGCGCCACAUCUGAUACCACAGAGACUACCACGAUCUCUACAAAUACUGGAACCACACUUACUGCAAAGACUGAUACCACUGGAUCAGCUUCCACCACCACUCAAAGCAGCUCAACUACAUUGAGCACUACAGCUUCUUCAAGCACCACAGGAUAUCCCGACACCUUCACAUCUACAAACACCCAGAGCCAGACUACUGGCACCGGCACUGGUACUUCUCAGACCUCGGGUCUAAGCACUACAGUUACCUCAGCUACAAGUGAGGGAAGCUCUACUACUCAGAAGAGUACUACCGGCAGUGAGACUUCAAAGACCACAGAGUCUUCGCAGAUCACAUCCAUUCCUUAUGGUUCUAGUUCUUCGACUACAACUGGUGGUUCUUCAGGUUCUACCACUGGAACUGUGACGACUAAGACUGACUCCUCCACUGCCGGUCCUUCAACAACUGGUUCCUCUACAACAGGCGUCUCGACAACUGACACCUCUAUGACUGGUACUACCAACAGUGGCUCGUCCGCAACUGGUUACUCCACGACUGGAACUUCGACUGGUGGAUCUUCUACAACUGGCUCAACUGAUACUUCCAUGACUGGCUCUUCGACGACCGGCUCUUCUAUCACCGGUACUUCCACGACUGGUUCAUUAACUACUGGUACUGCCACCACUGGUACGUCAGCCACUGGUUCAACAGAUACUUCUAUGACCGGUUCCUCUACAACUGGAGCCUCAACAUCUACCGGCGGAUCUACGACCCAAACUGGAAGCUCUACUAUUCAAACCAGCGGAACUACUUCUGGUGGCAGCUCAGCAACUGGCAUUUCUUCAAGCCAGACCAGCGGUUCUACCACGCAAACAACUGGAACAACAUCAGGAGCCAGUUCAUCCACAACAAACCCAUACUCAGUCCCCACCACUGUAUCAAGCACAACAAAAGCUUCCAGUGCUUCAACCGGAUCAACAACCACAGCUAUCUCCUCCACUACCAACUCUGCUCCUUCAAGCACCACUACCAAGCCAUCAUCCACCACUUUUCAACCUUCAAGCACAAAGAUUACCUCAACAACAGGAAUCACAUCCGCCCCUUCAUCAAUGACCACCAUAAGCACCAAGACCACCUCCGCAUCCUCAUGCACAACACAAAACUAUCCUCCACCAAAGCCAACUUGCUACCGCUACACUCUCAUCGACAAGCCCCCCAAGCCUGAAAAGUGUAACAACCCAGGUAUCCGCGGCGGCAACCAGGCCAAGAUUCUCGGCCAAGGUGACGCUGACAGCCUGGAAACAUGCGCAGAGAGCUGCGGUAAGAAGCCGGGGUGUAAGGCUAUUGUCUACGGAAACAAGGAGUACGACAUGAACAAGCCUUAUUGUGAUUUGAUCGACGGACCACAGGGUCGUGGUAGUUACGAUGAUAACGAUUGGAGCUGGUAUGAAAUGUCUUGCUUUAACCCGGAUUGCAUAACGCCUGGAUAUGAUUGCGGAUACUAG
Messenger RNA from Fusarium coffeatum, 2697 nucleotides. RefSeq lists its product as uncharacterized. The coding region runs from base 1 to 2697 and encodes 898 amino acids. The record is from RefSeq and is a predicted model, not a curated record. The transcript has a single exon. NCBI's taxonomy places the organism in Eukaryota, Fungi, Ascomycota, Sordariomycetes, Hypocreales, Nectriaceae.